Anopheles marshallii is the source of this 957-nucleotide messenger RNA. Its product is annotated as SAP domain-containing ribonucleoprotein. Gene Ontology annotation, biological process: poly(A)+ mRNA export from nucleus. Lineage: Eukaryota; Metazoa; Arthropoda; Insecta; Diptera; Culicidae. The record is from RefSeq and is a predicted model, not a curated record. Gene Ontology annotation, cellular component: nucleus. The coding region runs from base 1 to 957 and encodes 318 amino acids. The transcript has 3 exons.
AUGAGUGAUAGUGAUGUUUCCAAGAUGAAGGUGGCGGAUCUGAAAAAAGAACUAAAGGCACGAGGUUUGAGUGUGAUGGGCAACAAGAAUGAGCUGGUGGAUCGAUUACAAACGGCACUGUUGGAUGGUGGCGAUGUGCUAGAAGAUACGGCCAACUCCGAAGAUCUUUUGGACGACGAAUUGAAUGAUGAUCUGCUGGAUGAGGAUAAAGAUCUUACCGAUCCGGUAGCGGAGGAGGAGCAGAUACUGAAAUCGCCUACGCCGAGCGAAAAAUCGAAAUCUAUUUCGCCGGACCAACCGCGAAAGCCAGAAGACGAACCGAACCACGGCUCAGAAAAGUCCAACGUAUCGGUAACAACCACCCGUAAGAUAUCGCUGAAGCGAAACAUUUCCAUCACGAAGCCCACAUUCGCUGCGAAUCCGAGCACCAGUCCGCUGGGCGAAGCGCCGAAACCCCAAAGGCAACCAUUUUCGACUCAAUCGUCCAGCACCAAUAGUGGUAGCGAUGGAGAACCGGAAAAGAAGGUGGUUAAGCUCGGUCAGCUAAGCGCACUGGAGCGGUUGGAAAUGAGGGCCAAAAAGUUCGGUGCUCAAACAGUGGCACCGUCUAGUACGCCUGCCGCCGGUACCACCAGUUCUACCGACAAAAUGCAAGCCCGUGCGGCAAGGUUUGGGUUAACUGGUACUAGCACCAGUACAUCGGCGAACAGCAACAAAAACACACCGGCAUCGCUGGAAGCGCUGAAAAAACGUGCCGAACGCUUCGGUUGCUCCGUGUCGUCCGAAAUGAGCAAACUCGAGCAGGAGGAAAAGUUGGCUAAGCGACAGGCCCGCUUUGGCCAGACGGUUAGCAGCGGUUCCACUGCAACCAAUGGUGCCGGCAAGGUUUCAUCCGCUUCGGUGGAUUACGCCGAAAAGGCAAGGUUACGGCUGGAGAGGUUCAAAUCUGCCGCCUAA